AUGGAAACUGAACGCUCGAACGCUGGACGUCUCGCUGCUGCUCGUCGGCCCAUGAUCCAGUCUCAUGUGGCCAGUCUACAGCGAAAUAUGGCACCAAGAAAGGUCCAAUACUCCUCCGGCACGACAGAAUACACGGUACAAGGAAACGUGAACGGAGUUAAUGUGGCAGCUCUACCAGACACUGGUUCGGAUGAGUGCAUGAUUUCUUCCAGCCUCGCAUCCAAGCUGGGCCACCAACCGAACCCUGGGACCGAGAGAAUGAUCACGCUUGCGAACAAGAAAAGGAUUCAUUCACCGGGAAUGGUGGAAGUCAUCUGGAAGUUUGGUCAAGAGUCGAUACCACACAAGUUGAAGUGUUGGAUGUUGCCCACCUGCUCCAAUGAUCUCAUCCUAGGGAGCCGGUUCUUGGAGACAACGAAGACCCUCACGUCAUUCUUGCAUCGAGUACAGAAACGUCUCAUACCGAGAAGACUACGGCUGAGACUACUCGGUCAAGUGAAGAAACGCUUGAUGGGCAUCCUCAACGGUCGCAAUACGACAGCCCUUGCGGACACAGGCUCUGAUCUGAUGCUGGUUUCCGCAGAGUACGCUCGACUCUAUGGCUUAUUCGUAUCUUCCGGGAGAGAAGAUCGGGUCGAGGUGGAGCUUGCAGACGGCACGAGAACCUGGACGAGCGGCAUCGUUCGCGAUGCGACGUGGACAUUGGGAGAUCUGACAGUUCAGUGUGACUUCCACGUUCUGGAGGAUCUGUCUGUGGACGUUAUAUUGAGCAAGGACUACAUCUUCGAGUUGGAGGUAUUCUCGAAACACGGAGAGUUGUUCUUCGAUAUGGACUUGAUGGAAGAACUUUCUCUCCUUUGUGGUGUGCGUCUGGUAGACGAGGAGGCUUACGAUCUGGACGCACUGGAGGGAGAAUUCAUGCGAGAUGUUACUUCGGAAGACGCCUUCAGUUUUGAGAAGAUUCGGCGGGAACGACUCGUCAAGUUCUGGGUUAGCCUCGUCAAGCAACGCCAAGCCGACGAAAGCUGA
Colletotrichum karsti is the source of this 1029-nucleotide messenger RNA. RefSeq lists its product as uncharacterized. The record is from RefSeq and is a predicted model, not a curated record. Gene Ontology annotation, molecular function: aspartic-type endopeptidase activity. Lineage: Eukaryota; Fungi; Ascomycota; Sordariomycetes; Glomerellales; Glomerellaceae. Gene Ontology annotation, biological process: proteolysis. The coding region runs from base 1 to 1029 and encodes 342 amino acids. The transcript is spliced from 3 exons.